Messenger RNA from Ficedula albicollis (Collared flycatcher), 2643 nucleotides. It is a transcript of the gene IPCEF1, whose product is annotated as interaction protein for cytohesin exchange factors 1. The record is from RefSeq and is a predicted model, not a curated record. Lineage: Eukaryota; Metazoa; Chordata; Aves; Passeriformes; Muscicapidae. The transcript has 9 exons. Bases 32 to 1300 code for a protein of 422 amino acids.
UCCACUGAUUCUUACACCGAUUCUGAGUAAAAUGACAACGGGCUGUUCCUUUGGACUAAAUCCUUGUGGGUUCUUUAUAAUGAGCCGACGGAGGAUAUCCUGCAAAGAGCUGGGGCAAGCCGAUUGCCAAGGAUGGCUCUACAAAAAGAAGGAGAAAGGAGCUUUCAUUGGCAACAAAUGGAAGAAGUUCUGGUGUGUGCUGAAGGAGUCGUCGCUGUACUGGUACAGCAGUCAGCUGGCUGAAAAAGCAGAAGGAUUUAUAAGACUUCCAGACUUCAGUGUGGAUCGAGCAAUUGAAUGCAAAAAAAAGCAUGCUAUUAAGAUCAGCCACCCACAGAUCAAGACAUUUUAUUUUGCAGCAGAAAAUGUUCUGGAAAUGAACACGUGGCUGAGUAAGCUGGGAAUGGCUGUAGAUCCUCAGGCACCAAACAGGAGGAAUGAGGAAGAAUGCUACAGUGAAAGCGAACACGACGAUCCAGAAAUAACAGACACGCCACCUCCACCCUACACAGCCCAGACACCACCUCCUCCUUCCCAGGAUCAGCAGAAGUCAUCAUUCACCUCAACUCUGUCAAGUGAAGCAUCUUGUUCCCUCUCCUCUCCUGAAAGCACUUUCAACUCCCAAGAAUCAUCGUGUUCCUUGACAUCCAAAGUGGUUUGUUCCGAGAGGCAGUCCUGGCUUGAUCUGGUUGCGAGCUCUGCCACGGAGGAGGGCGAUCAGCCUUUAACCUUCUGUGUCCAGAUCCACUCUGACGAGCCGCCAGAGGCGAUCUGUGGAGACGCAGCACAAAGCCAGGAGCUCCGGCUCCCCGAAGCCAAUGGUGGAUCCCAAACCUCUUACCUAAGCGCAGAUGCACAUUGUCUAGCUGUGCCAGAUGCAGCAGGACAGCGAUCGCUAGCCAAAGACCAGGAAAAAUGUGAUGAUGAUGAUGAGAUGGAGCGACUCUACAAGUCACUGGAGCAAGCAAGCCUGUCUCCCAUUGGUGAUCGCCGGCUGUCCACCAAGAAGGAGCUUAGGAAGUCAUUCAUCAAGCGCAGCAAAAACCCCUCCAUUAAUGAGAAACUCCACAAAAUUCGAAUGCUGAACAGUACAUUAAAGUGUAAGGAACACGACCUGGCCACAAUUAACCAGUUGCUAGAGGACCCAAAGUUGACAGCGGUGAAGUACAGAGAGUGGAGGAGCACAAACAUCAUGCUGGUCCAAGACAUUUAUCAGCAGCAGGAGAUCCAGGACAUGCCCACAGAGAAUAGUGAGGAGCAAGAGGUGACUCCACAGCCAAUCACUGAAAGUGCUAUUUGAUCUUGCACAUGGCAAUAUUUUUCUCCACGGGUCUUCACGUACAAGCAAUUUAAGCUGCUGUAUCUUGAGGUUUGUUUUUCAGAAGUGUGUUUCAAGAGGAAAACAACCCAUUCUCCAAAAUUGUGAAUGGUCUUGCAGAGCUCAUUUAUUGCCAAAGGGGCAAGUUUCCCCAACUUGCCCAAGCUUCCCAAAAAAGCAUGCCUAAAUGUGGCCUGCAUAUGUAAGAAGGCUAUUUAAAAAAGCAGCAAAGAAAUAUUUUUCAGUUUUUGGAGAAGAAAAUUAUAAGUGUCCAGCUCCUGGAGGACACAGAACUAUGUGAUAUGUACUGUGUAAAUACGAGAUCCUUGGGAUUGUUUUAACCAUGCAACAAGGAUGAAGUCUACUCUACCUUUAUACCUCCUAAGGUAACCUGAUGUAUACAUUUUGAUCUCUGUACCCAUUUACUUUCACCACUCUACCAGUUCAAGCUGCGACAAAUGGAAGAGUAAUUACGCAUGAGUUCAUACCGUAGACAGCUGCCAGGCACCCUGUUUGGGCUCUGCCUGAUGUUUUAUGAGUUUCAACUUUAUUUAUGGUCCAGACCAAGAAGGUACUGUCUUUCUACAUGAAGAAGAGGUCUCUCAGUUUUUGCUUACAUGUAAUUUACUCUUCAGUGAGACAAGUUUCAACUUUUCUUAUGGACUUGGCAGAAUUCCUUGGAAAAUUAUGUUCUUCUUUCUUGUUUUUGUCAAUUGGGAGUGUAUAUGGUACAAGUUCAUCCCAGAGUCCAAUUUCAGGAAGGUUAUCAUAUUCACAAGCUAAAUAACUGUACUCCUAGUGUGGACCUGGAAGUGUAAAACAAAGCUGCAAGUAUUUUUGUAAAUAUAUGUAAUUUUAUGGCUUAUAUGAAUGUGACUAUGUACUGUAUAGAUGUUUUAUUUAUAUAUUUAUACAUGCUCAAUUUCGUAAUAUAAGUAGGCACAUGUGGACCAAGCCCGCCCAGCUGUGAGUGCUUACAGAUUGACUUGAAAUGCCUCUUUAUUUCGUGUUCCCCCAUUAUAGAUCACAGUAAUGGCUCUACAGCUGAGAUUACCUGGAGACAUCUGCUGUGAAUCUUUCUUCUUCUUUUCUAGCUUUGAAUUUUAGAUUAAGAAAAUCUGUACAAUUUUGGACCUGAAAAAAGUUUUCUGGAAAGUUUCAAGAUUUCCCUUUGGGGAAAAAAGAAUAAGAGGUUUUGCUGCAGUAUCAGGGUUUUUUGGGUUCAUUGUCCUCAGUACAAGGUUUUGGGCUUUUGUCUUCUCCUCUUCUGCAGUGUAAGGAAUUUUGCAGAGUGCUGAAUUAUGAAAAGCAAAAAUUAGUCCACC